Messenger RNA from Galeopterus variegatus (Sunda flying lemur), 1194 nucleotides. Its product is annotated as solute carrier family 22 member 9-like. Gene Ontology annotation, biological process: transmembrane transport. The annotation marks the transcript as partial. Gene Ontology annotation, molecular function: transmembrane transporter activity. NCBI's taxonomy places the organism in Eukaryota, Metazoa, Chordata, Mammalia, Dermoptera, Cynocephalidae. The transcript has 8 exons. The record is from RefSeq and is a predicted model, not a curated record.
UUGCUAUUGUUCCCAUUACCAAAUCUGUUCCUAUCUCUCAGGUUUGGGAGGAGGUUGGUGCUCAGAUGGUGUUACCUUCAGCUCGCCACUGCUGACACCUGUGCAGCCUUUGCUCCUACCUUCCUCAUCUAUUGCUUACUACGCUUCUUGGCUGGGAUUUCUGUCCGGACCAUCAUGGCAAAUAGUGUUACCCUCACCAUGGAAUGGACAGUGCCCCGAUUCCAAGCCACGGUAGCAACACUUACAACUGGUAUGUCUUCUAUCGCACAGAUAAUUCUGGGAGGAUUGGCUUUUGCCAUUCGUGACUGGCACACUCUCCAGCUGGCGGUUUCUGUACCAUUAUUUGCCGUCUUUCUGCUCUCAAGGUGGCUGGCAGAGUCUGCUCGGUGGCUGAUUAUCAACAACGAACCCAACAAGGGCUUAAAGGAACUUAGAAAAGCUGCACACAGGAAUGGAAUAAAGAAUUCUGAGGACAUCCUAACCAUGGAGGUUUUGAGAUCCACCAUGAAGGAGGAGCUGAAGGCAGCACAGAAAAAACCUUCUCUGUGUGACUUGUUCUACACACCCAACCUGUGUAAAAGGAUCUGUAUCCUGUCCUUUUUGAGAUUUGCAAUCUUUAUGCCCUUUUUUGGCAUUAACCUCCACCUCCAGCACUUGGGGACCAACAUUUUCCUGUUCCAGGGUCUCUUUGGAGUAGUUACUCUCCUAACCAAUUUUGUUGCAUUUUGGGCACUGAAUCACAUGGGCCGUCGAGUAAGCCAAACGCUUUUCAUGUUCCUGUUAGGAAUCUGCAUUCUGACCGUCACAUUUGUGCCUCAAGAAAUGCAGACCCUGCGUGUAGCUUUGUCAACUUUUGGAGUAGGAGUUUCUAGUGCAGCAGUCAUCAGUUCUGUCACCCAUGAAAAUGAACUAAUCCCCACUGCAAUCAGGUCACGAGCUGCAGGGAUCACUGGAAUUGCUGGUAAUAUUGGGGCAGCCCUGGCUCCCCUCUUGAUGAUGCUGACGGUGUACUCUCCACACCUGCCCUGGGUCAUCUAUGGAGCCUUCUCCAUCCUGGCUGCCCUUGUUGUUCUCCUCCUUCCUGAGACCAGGAAUCAGCCUCUGCCUGACACUUUCCAAGAUGUGGAAAAUGAGAAGAAAAGCUCAAGAAAAGCAAAGCAGGAAGACACCUUCAUCAAAGUGACACAGUUUUAA